Molecule: messenger RNA, 1541 nt
Organism: Alternaria rosae
Lineage: Eukaryota; Fungi; Ascomycota; Dothideomycetes; Pleosporales; Pleosporaceae
Product: mitochondrial carrier protein
Exons: 3
Coding region: 130-1356 (408 amino acids)
Biological process (GO): magnesium ion export from mitochondrion
Molecular function (GO): magnesium ion transmembrane transporter activity
Source: RefSeq, a predicted model, not a curated record
ACGGCCGCAGCGGCAGCAACGUCACUCUGUGAAGAUACCCUUGCGCAUAUCCUUCUUCUCUAUACUCGUGUCUAUUCACUACAACACCCACGAAUCUACCCCCAGUGCACCGCUGCCAUCGAAGCGCUCAUGGUACUUGCCCGCGUGGCCAACUUCUUCACAAACGGAGACUCUACCACCAACCUGACCGACGGUAGCCGGAGACAUGGCGCAAAUACAGCACACGCAGUGGAACUUCCCAUGGAGGAUACCAAACGGACAGCAAUGGAAGACGAGAUAGACGAGGAAGCAGCGCGGCCGCCCUACCUACAUGCAAUGCUGGCAGGAGGGAUAGGAGGUACCACGGGUGACAUGUUGAUGCAUUCGCUGGAUACGGUCAAGACGCGACAACAGGGCGACCCGCACAUGCCACCCAAGUACACGUCCAUGGGCAACACAUACUACACCAUAUGGCGGCAAGAAGGCUUUCGGAAAGGAUUGUACGGGGGAGUGAAGCCGGCGUUUCUUGGGUCGUUCUCAGGCACUGUGUGCUUCUUCGGGGCAUAUGAGUGGACCAAGCGGACCAUGAUUGACUAUGGGGUUGCGCCCUCGGUCGCAUACUUCUCAGCCGGUCUACUCGCUGAUCUCGCUGCUGCCCCCGCAUACGUCCCCUCUGAAGUCCUCAAGACUCGCCUGCAAUUACAAGGCCGCUACAACAACCCCUACUUCAACUCAGGCUACAACUACCGCGGAACCAUCGACGCCGCGCGAACAAUAGCCAGGGUUGAAGGCUAUAGCGCCCUCUUCCAUGGGUACAAGGCCACGCUCUGGCGCGACCUCCCGUUCUCAGCACUACAAUUUGCCUUUUACGAAGAAGAGCGGGACUGGGCGAAGAAGUACAUGGGCUCAAACAACAUCGGACUACCGCUAGAAAUCGCAACCGCAGCGACCGCAGGCGGCAUGGCAGGCGUCAUAACAACCCCUCUCGAUGUAGUCAAGACUCGCAUCCAAACCCAACACAACGGCCCAUCCCCCGCCUCUCCAACCGUACCCAAAGCCUCCAUAUCGCCUGCCGCGACCUCAAAACACUCCACCCCCUCGCAAACAACUAAGCCGCCAUCGACACAAAGUAGACCAAUAUCCACAUCUUCCCCCUCCACGACCCUCAAAGCCCACGGUGCCGCAACCCUCGACACAUCAUCCGUCAUGACCGGCCUGAAAAUAAUAUACAAGACAGAAGGAAUGGCGGGGUGGUUCAGAGGUGUCGGACCGCGCGCUGUCUGGACAAGCGUGCAGUCGGGCACUAUGUUGGUACUGUACCAAACGCUACUGCGGUAUUUCGAACAACAUCCGCUGUCAGGGGGCGGUGAUGUAUAAACAAACGUAUUUGUACGACUUGUAAGAGUAAAGAUAGGGAGGGAGAAGAGCAUGAAUGAGGAUACGUAUAUGGAGGAUUAUAGAUGCAUUCAGCGGCGUUUACUUGUAGAUAUACGUGUCGCUGUAACAACAGCGAAUCUUCAAAGCGAUAGAAUUGUGCUUUACCAAGACAUUUACACUCAUGA